CCCCGGUGCCUCACCUCCCCACGGCGGCGGCGGCGAAGACCCACGCAGUGACGUGGGCGGCCAACAUGGUCGUGCAGGAAGCCAUGCCGUCAGCGUACUACGACCAAGACGUCAACACGCUAGGCAUCUUCAGCCUGCAGCACAACGGCCGGCAGCACGGGAAGACGGACGGCGUGUGCUUCAACACGCUGGUGGCGCUUGUGCCCGACCACGUCCAACGCAACGAGGACGGAGAGAAGGUGAAGUGGACGGCGACGGGACUGCCGCCGCCCGUGGAGAACCCGCGAUACGUCUGGCACAAAGUCCAGAAACAAACGCUGAGAGAGAAACUGCUGGAGAAAACCAAAAACACGUCCAUCCUCCCCGUCCACAGUUUGUACUGACCAAAUACGCCAACAAGACUCUUGUUGUGAAAAGCUAGCUCUUAUUCUGAAAGGACAGGUCUUAAUUUUUGUGUCGGUGGGAGUGUCGAGGUUAAAUGUGCACGGAGCAAUAAAUAAUACGAAUAUUGAUGUUUGAUUUUAGACAAGACUCAAACUAUCCCCUGAAAAAAAG
Messenger RNA from Plectropomus leopardus (leopard coralgrouper), 555 nucleotides. The record is from RefSeq and is a predicted model, not a curated record. Lineage: Eukaryota; Metazoa; Chordata; Actinopteri; Perciformes; Serranidae.